This is a messenger RNA of Danio aesculapii, 3100 nucleotides long. RefSeq names its product Src homology 2 domain containing E (gene she). NCBI's taxonomy places the organism in Eukaryota, Metazoa, Chordata, Actinopteri, Cypriniformes, Danionidae. Bases 463 to 1779 code for a protein of 438 amino acids. The record is from RefSeq and is a predicted model, not a curated record. The transcript has 6 exons. Gene Ontology annotation, molecular function: phosphotyrosine residue binding.
CCCCUUCACUUCAUCUAGACUGUCGCCUGGAGUGGAUAUACCGGGAAUGGGAUCUUCAGCGAGAGCAAAGAAAAACUUCAAAUUCUUCCGCGUUUAUGCCCUUCAGAGGCUCCUCUUUAUCUUACGGGAAUAAUUGGGGGUCAAACUUAAACAAGACAUUACAUUCCAAUGUGAAGAAUCGUUGAAAGUGUAAGAAGUUUCCUGAAAAGAAAUACGAAUGGGAUAAAUUCUGUAAACAAGAUUAUAUAAAAGGCAUUUUAAUUUUCGGAACCUUUCCCUAAAUCAAUUGUUUUUGUUCAAUUAAAUAAAUUUAUUAUUAGCCUAUUGUUUUAAACAAACCUCACGUUAAUGUGCAGGCAAAACAUCAAGUAUAGGGGCCACUUUGAGUGAUAUUUGAAAGUUUUCUCUUCAGAAGUUGCGCGUGUGUAUGGAGAGUGGCGCAGACACCUGUGCGUAUUCGUCAUGGCGAAGUGGUUUAAAGAUUUUCCUACUAGUUUGAAGACUGGAUCCGACAGGAUCCGUUCAGCUUCAGAAUCGGGAACUCAGUCCCGUCCCAAACCGGUUCUGACAGUCGGUACUGGUUCUAAGGGGAGCCUGCGUAAAAAUUCUGGAGCGGAAAACGGUGGCGGUGGUGGCGGUGUGGGCUCGCUGCUCCACGGCAGAAAUCGUAAAAAUUCUGCCAUCGAGCUAGGACGGAACCACUCCAGCACCGGCUCAAUGAAAGACGGGAAAAUAUGGGAAAUUCUGAUCCCGGGAAAAAGUAAGAAGAACACCAAGAUGGAAGGGUUUGAAGACCAUCGCACCCUACGGACCACCAGCCUGGCUGAUGAGUACAUGAGCAGAAUGAUCAAGGUUAAUGAUCCAAAAUCCAGCCCAGGAGGAUCUUCUCCAGACAGCGAGAGGGCCAAAUCACCAAUCAGAACAGAACCGAUCAUCGUAGAGGAUUAUGCUGACCCAUUUGAUGCCGAGAAGACAAGAGAACAGAAAGAAGCUGAAAGAGAAGGAGAGAACGAUGGCUACAUGGAGCCUUAUGAUGCCCAGCUCAUUAUUACAGAGAUUCGCAGACGAGGCUCGAAGGAUCUUCUAAAAGUGUGUGUAGUGUUGAACGGAGGUGAGGGUGAGGGGUCUGGACCCCCUCAGAUCUAUGAUGUCCCAUAUGAGGAGGUUCUCGAGGGAAUUCCAUUGACCCGACCUGAGUCCGACUCCAGACCGCCGGCAGAGUAUGAGCUGCCCUGGGAGUGGAAGAAAGAGCAGAUUGUUAGAGCGCUGUCAGCUCAGUUUGAUGGAGCAGAGCGAAGAAAUCAAGAAGAAUCAGGUUCUCCUACUGUAAAACAGCAGACUCUGAGACAUAAGAGUUGGACGCCCAAAUCUCUACGACCAAAUCCCCCCUCCCCAACUUCCCCAUCUUCCCCCAGCACCACCCCAGACAGUGAGACACCAAUUGUUGAUCCCACCAUGCCCUUGGAGAAACAGAGCUGGUAUCAUGGCAGUGUGAGUCGUCAGGAGGCGGAGGCUCAGCUCCAGCAUUGUAGGGAGGCCAGUUUCCUGGUGCGAGACAGUGAAUCGGCCACCAGCAAGUACUCCAUUGCCCUAAAGACAAGUCAAGGAUGUGUGCACAUCAUCGUAGCGCAGACUAAAGAGUGUGGCUACACACUGGAAAAGAGCAGCUGUGUGUUUCCAAGCAUCCCAGAAGUGGUGCACCACUACUGUACCCAGCGCCUCCCUUUCACAGGGGCUGAACACAUGACCCUGCAGCACCCCGUGCCACGCACACACUGAACCCACACGCACACACAAAACAUGCUGAACUUAAACACACCAUUUUAUGAAGCAAAACAUUGAAUCUACAAUACCGUGGUGCCAGUCGAUCAUAUUUAGUGUUUUUAUAUUGUGUCCUAACCAGGCAAGAUGCGAUACAAUUCCAAUACGAUGACAAAGAAUUUGUCUGUCCACAUCAGACAUGUUUUGGCUAUCAAACGAGACAAAUAAAUCAAAUAUCACUCAUUUAGAAAGGCAUGUGUGGCAGAGCUUUCUGAAAAACAUACUUUGAUUUCCUUAUUGUUUAUCUUCUGAAACCUAUAUUCGCAACCUAUAUUCUGAUCCAUUGUAAUGCCCUUAUAAAUAGUUCAGCAUUAGUUCAGAGGUGUGUGUUUGUGUCUUAAAAUGUGUUUUAGACAUUGCUGGAAAUGUCUUACUGGAAAUUAAAAUGUGGUAAUUAUUAAUUCAUUAAAUUUCAUUCGGCUUAGUCCUUGAUUAAUCAGGGGUUGCCACAGCGGAAUGGACCACCUACUAUAGUAAUUACUUUAGUGAUCUUAACCAAAUGUCAGGGGCAAUAUCCUCAAGAAGAAUGUCAGAAAUGUAUGUUUUAAGCAAAAUUUGAACUAAAGUUUAUUUUAAAGAUGCCAUAGUUCACCAAAAAUAUCAAUUUACUUCUAAAUCAAUAUCAAAUAUCAAUUUACUAUUUUAAAUUUUUAUAUUGUUGCAGGUCAUAAAAUCGGUUCUGUCACUUUAAGAGCAAUAAAAAAAUUACAAAUAUAAUCUAAUAUAACAAAAUGACUAUCCAUCGCAGCUGCUGAUACAUUGAGAAUAAUACACCUCACAGAAUUUUUUUAAAUAUUGAUUGUAAACAUUUUUAUCAUCAUUUUAUUUCACAGUAGCAUGUUUAACAUUAUCUCUGAAUUUUAUUAUAAAGUGUGACUUUUCUGGAAAUUAUCACCCGCUUGGAAUGUUAUCACUCGAUUGAAUAAGCAUUAUCAGUGGUUAUCAGCUGAUAGAUAUUGGCCAGUAGGGGCCUUCUGCGCCUGCCUACUUGUAGGCUCAGAAGGUUGUUAUCAUCCAUCCAUAUGGUUAAUCAGCUGAGAAGACUCCAGAUCCAGAUCUGUUUUUAUAUUACUGUAAUGGUUGGCUUUAGGGUUGAGGUAGGGGUAGACGUUAAUAAAAUAUGAUUAAUGGGAAAUUUGAUAAAUAAUUUUCGUUAACUUCCGGCAGCAGUCAUAUGGAAUCUAUAGCUGAUUAACCAUGUGGAUGGAUGAUAACAGCCUUCUGAGCCUACCAGUAGGCACAGAAGGCUCCUACUGGCCCAUAUUUAUCAGCUGAUAAC